Molecule: messenger RNA, 1098 nt
Organism: Hymenoscyphus albidus
Lineage: Eukaryota; Fungi; Ascomycota; Leotiomycetes; Helotiales; Helotiaceae
Source: the annotation of a GenBank genome assembly
AUGGCGUCAAAGAGCAACAUCAGUCACACGUGGGAACAAUGGUUCAAAGACACCGCCCAGCUUAAUCUUGGACAACCAAGAAAAAGGACCAUAACAGAUGCAGACACGGAUUCCGACAUCCCCAUCGCCGCGUUGAGAGCAAAGAAACAGAAGCAGCCAGAACCCGAGAUUCAGGAUCCCAAAUCGAGAAUAAUUGAUACAAUGUUCCAAGCGUUCAAGGCUGGCAAUUUCGAUUCUGUAUCCGACAAUCAGAUGUAGGAAUUAAUAGCGAAUGGACUCGACACUGAUUUGCGGUCAAAGAUCUACAAACAAUACAAUGUGCGACCUGAUUCUGAUGACUCUGAGACCAAAACAUAUACGUUCUUCCACAGUUCGCUUGCAGACAGGAUUUUACGUGUUCAAAAAAGACCUUCUGAACAGAUCGCACAUAAUGAAGUAAACGUAGAUCCGAAAACAGCACCAGAGGAGGCUGGUAAACUUGAAAGGAUAACGACAGCUUGGAAUGAGCUCGCUCGUUUGGAAAGUUUUAAUCUGACCAAAAACAACGACCCCACUUACAAGGAGUAUCUCGCGGUGAAGGAUUUCGAGCGAAUGAAAAGGUCGAAGGAAUCCCCUUACGAGGAGUUUGGAGCCUUCCAAAAUUUCGGGAAAUCAAAGGAAAAGGACCCCAUGUACACGGAAUACGUGGACUACAAAUCUUUUUCUAAAACCAAGAGGAGUUCAAGAUACAAAGAAUAUCUUGCUUUCAAGGAAUUCGAAAGCACAAAACAAAAGAACGAACAUUUCAAGCAGUACCUCGCUGUUGAAGACUUCAAACACAGAAAACUUCGCGAACCCAUUUACCAAGAAUAUCACGCCACAAGACGAUUCCAAGCGGACAAGAGUAAGAACUCAGCCUACCAAGAAUACUUGACAUUCAAGGAAUUCGAAAAGGCAAAGGCAGCACCGGACGAGCAAUACAAGAGAUUUCUAAAGUACCAGGAGUUCAAGGCGACUAUGGAUGCUAAUCCCUUGAUCAGGAAAAUGAGAGAUAUUGAGCAUGUCCAACAACUUAUGGAGAAGUCAGGGAAGAGCGCUGAGGUGUCGAAGACUGGCUGA